CGCCAACUGAAGUUCUGACAGUUGAAGUUCAAACAUUCACGCCUGGUCAGUAAAACCCAAGCAAAAACGCGCACAACGCCAUUAACGUUGUUUUGCCAACCCCAGUUCAUAUUUUACGACUCAAGAUGAUGUCCUCUGAUGAACCUGCGGCCCCUCUGCCGCUUGCAGCUGCUCAACUUCAGUUUGCAAAGCUUCAGCGUCAAUACCAACAGACGCUUGACAGGUGGACACCGCACGUCCUCCAGCGGUGGUUGGGAACAUUGGGAUUGCUUAUCAUUUUCAUGCUAAGGAUUGUGCUAUCCGAGGGGUGGUAUAUCGUAUGCUAUGCACUUGCCAUUUACCUUCUCAACCUCUUGUUGGCAUUUUUGCAACCCAGAUUUGAUCCUUCCAUUCAGGACGACUUAAUGGCGGAUGAAAUCGAGGAAGGUGCCGGAGAUGACGGCCCAGCUCUCCCGUCCCAGCGGGAUGACGAGUUUCGGCCCUUCGUCAGGAGGUUGCCUGAGUGGCAGUUUUGGCUAAGUUCCACCCGGGCGGUGUUAGUUGCCCUGUUCUGCACCAUUUCCGAAAUCUUCGAUGUACCGGUGUACUGGCCAAUACUCGUCGUCUACUUCUGUGUGCUGUUUGCGCUAACAAUGAGACGACAAAUACAACAUAUGAUCAAGUACAAGUACAUACCAUUCGACAUCGGCCGCAAAACACGGUACGGUGGAAGCAAUUAAUGUCUUAUCUGGGCUUCUAGAUCUUCGUUACGUGCGGAACCUUGUUGAGGAUUAAUAGACAUUGCCGUCCACACCUGCGCCGGUAGUGUUAGGGACGCUUAGUACGACGCAAGAAUUUCUUGCAUGGCUAUUUAGUACAUCUCUACCUGAUAUUAUAGACCACGUUGAGAAUACCAAGAACCUUCUGAUG
This is a messenger RNA of Pisolithus orientalis, 909 nucleotides long. Its product is annotated as retrieval of early ER protein Rer1. Gene Ontology annotation, biological process: protein retention in ER lumen; retrograde vesicle-mediated transport, Golgi to endoplasmic reticulum. NCBI's taxonomy places the organism in Eukaryota, Fungi, Basidiomycota, Agaricomycetes, Boletales, Pisolithaceae. The transcript is spliced from 6 exons. The coding region runs from base 126 to 719 and encodes 197 amino acids. Gene Ontology annotation, cellular component: Golgi membrane. The record is from RefSeq and is a predicted model, not a curated record.